This is a messenger RNA of Eleginops maclovinus (Patagonian blennie), 1027 nucleotides long. RefSeq lists its product as uncharacterized. The transcript has 3 exons. Bases 341 to 1027 code for a protein of 228 amino acids. The record is from RefSeq and is a predicted model, not a curated record. Lineage: Eukaryota; Metazoa; Chordata; Actinopteri; Perciformes; Eleginopidae.
CCUGCGGCACGGUGCGGAUCGCUCAGAGGAGAAGCAGCGAAUGGGACAGACGGAGCGGAACGCAGAGGAACCAGAGCCCGUCCCCGAGAACCAGCAACAUCACUCACUGACUGAUGACCAGCUACACCAUGUCUAGACUCUAACUUCGUUGGAGUUGCUCAUCUGAGUCUAUUAGAGAAGUUUGGACAGUUUGAAGAGGAAAGACAUCUAGUUAAUUUUUUGCCUCAACAGAGAGAGACAGCUUCACGCGCAGCAGGACAACAGGAUCUCCCUUCUGCUGCUCUCCACCUGAUGAAGAUAGGGAUUCCUGUGUGGAUAAAACCUGAGCUAGAAGUUUAAAAUGUGUGAGGAUCAGAAGUGGGGAGGCGCGGGUAAACAGGGUGAGGAGAGGAGGACCCGCAGCGCGCAGCAGUCCAAACAGCCCCUGUGGAGGAAUUGGAAGGAUUUGUCAGGCGUUUCAAUUUGCAUCGCAGUAUCUCUGCUGUGCCUUGGAGUUUGCAUUGUGGUUUUUGUGCGGAGCUCGGAGCUGCAGUCCAGGUUAGUUAGUCUGGAGCAGCAGCAGCGGGACGCGCAGCUUUCUGCCUGGAUGGUGUCUCUAGAGCAGGUGGAGCCCGUUAUCAUGGGCCGGCUGGACCGCAUCCUGGACGAGAAACUUGCAGCGCGACUACCGAAGACACGGGAGGUGAGGGAGGCCCCCUACAGCUGCCUGUGUCCCCCAGAUCAGAAGCUCAAGAAUCACAACCAGUCUCAGGCCAGAUUUGACCAUGUGGUCAACCUCACAAAAGUCCUUUGGGCUGUGCCAUGGGAGGCUGCAGUCGAUGAAGCGUACGAGUGGAAACUUUUAAAGUACUCGGAUAUAGCAGCCGAGGAAGGACAGCGGGGAGGGAAAAUACAGGUUCUCCCAGUGGAGGUCAGCUGCAGAGGCUUUGUAGCCAAAUCCACCACCAAGCUUCUUAAAAGCAUAGGUGUCCGAGGGCAGGCACUCCAACCAGCCAUCAAGUCACUAACAGAAACUGCUGACCGUUGA